GGCGGGGCGGGGCGGGGCCGCCCCCGGGCAGGGUUUCCAGCCGGGGCGCUGAUGCGGGGCCGGGGCGCGGGGCCGCCAUGUCGCGGCUGCACCAGAGCAGGAUCGCGGACUUCCAGGAGGUGCUCGGAGAACCCACGGUGGCUCUGCCCAAGCUGCGCGAUCUGUGCUUCAGCGGAAUCCCCUUUGAUGGUGGGCUGCGCUGCCUCUGCUGGAAGAUACUCCUGAACUACCUCCCUUUAGAGAAAGCCUUAUGGAGCUCUUUGCUGAAGAAACAGAGGGAUCUGUAUUCCCAGUUCCUAAAGGAAAUGAUUAUUCAGCCUGGGAUUGCCAAAGCCAACCUGGGUGUUUCUAGGGAAGAUGUGACCUUGGAAGAUCACCCUCUCAAUCCCAACCCAGACAGUCGAUGGAAUACUUACUUCAAGGAUAACGAAGUGCUUCUCCAGAUAGACAAGGAUGUCAGGAGGCUGUACCCUGACAUGGCGUUCUUCCAGCGCCCCACAGACUAUCCCUGCCUGCUGAUCCUGGACCCCCAGAAUGAGUUUGAGACCCUGCGCCGGCGGGUGGAGCAGACCACCCUCAAGUCACAGACGGUGGCGCGGAACCGCAGCGGGGUCACAAAUGUGAGCUCCCCACUUAAAACCACACCGAGCUCUCUGAGCGAGUACGAGGUUCUGCCCAACGGCUGCGAAGCUCACUGGGAAGUGGUGGAAAGGAUCCUCUUCAUCUAUGCCAAGCUGAACCCUGGGAUAGCCUAUGUUCAGGGGAUGAAUGAAAUCGUGGGGCCUCUCUACUACACCUUUGCUACAGAUCCUAACAGUGAGUGGAAAGAGCAUGCUGAAGCAGACACAUUUUUCUGCUUUACCAAUCUCAUGGCUGAAAUUCGGGACAACUUCAUUAAGAGCCUGGAUGAUUCUCAGUGUGGUAUUACCUACAAAAUGGAGAAGGUCUACUCCACCCUGAAGGAGAAAGAUGUGGAGCUGUAUUUGAAACUGCAAGAACAGAACAUCAAACCCCAGUUCUUUGCCUUCCGCUGGCUGACCCUGCUCUUGUCCCAAGAGUUCCUGCUGCCAGAUGUCAUCCGGAUCUGGGACUCCCUCUUCGCCGAUGACAAACGCUUCGAUUUCCUGCUGCUCGUCUGCUGUGCCAUGUUGACACUAAUCCGGGAUCAGUUGCUGGAAGGAGACUUCACUCUGAACAUGAGGCUGCUACAGGAUUAUCCUAUCUCUGAUGUCCAUCUGAUUUUGAAGAAGGCAAAGGAACUUCAAGAUUCCAAAUAGUUCAUGAGCCUAACAAAAGGUGUCAGAGAAACUGUGUAGCAGUGGAUCCCAGGAGAUGCCUCCAUGCAGUGUGGUGCACUAAAGCUCCUAGUGGUCUCUGCAGGACUUCAGGUUUUAUGUUUGGGCUACUGGCCACCUUGAAGACUUCCUCCUACUCUAUUUAUUAGGUCAAGGACCGAUUACUUCCCCAUAUACUUGGGUCCUGCACUCCAGAUGUUUUCAAAUCUCAAAUGCCUCUGUGCUGCCAAAAGCAGUUCUUUGUAUCUAUUGAAAUGACUUUUAAGUUUAGGGAGACAGAAACCACCUUUCUGCAUAUCCCUGGAGAGAUGGACUCCUCCUUCCUGGAAGAAGCUCACAUGUAAGUUAACUUCUGAUGGGGAAGGGACAGGCUGAGUCCAGUGGAUUUUGGUGGGUGAGUGUAGGAGGAUCUUCCUCCUGUGAACAGAAUGUAUCCCAAUCAAGUCACACAUCAUGCCAUUCAGGUGGCUUCUGGACUCUUCUCCCUCGUGUCUGCACUUGGCCAUCCCUGGGGUGGGCAAAGAAGAUGAUUGCAUCAGCUUCUGGUGAUUGUCACCUGGCAGUUUGGAUCCUUUUGCCUGGGAAGAAGAGAAGCUGAGCUGGGAGGUCACAAUGACAGCUGGUGGCUUUGUGCACUGAAACUGCCUGAAUCCAGAACUGCCUUAUCAACAAGGUCUCCUUGAAACCAAGACUCUGGUGGCUUUAAUCAAGGAGGGAAGUGCAGUUUGAAGUCGAGCCUUAUCACGCACAGCCUUAGAGCAGGAGCUUGUUGCUGCAGGGAGGCCUCCAGCUGCUUUCCUGGCUCUGAACUGGAGCAUAUCCAGCUACAAUCAGGAUUCUGAAAUACAAGAGAUGGGCAUCUAGUUGUGUGCAAUGAAGACAGUUGUAUUUAGGGGCUUGUACAGGCACAGCACUGGGGUUUCUGCCUCAGUGCCUUGCACAGUAUUGCCCUAGGUAAGCUCUAGUCACAGUAACCUUGAAGACUUUUACAGGUCCAGUGUACACUGAAGAGUCCUUUUCUGGUGUAACCCAGUGGGCCCACAAGCAUUUCAGUCAUUAGCUGAGUGCUGGGGCUGAUCCACUCCUCUGUGUACCAGUUCUGUUGGGAGUCACCGUCCUGACCUGGACACUUGGCCCUCCUGAGAGGGAAACUUCUGCAUUUCAAAUCCAGCAGAGCAGGCUUAGGAGAACAUCAACGGAGACAAACUAUGGAGAGGACUGCUCACUUGCCAGCAGGGUUGGAGCUGCUCAGAAGCUGCAGUCCUCAGAGGGAGAAACUGCCCCUACCCAGCUGCUUGGGUGGUGCAGAAGCUCUUGGGGGAACACUAAUCCAGUGUGCUUUUGCCUUUCUUUCUGUGCUGUGCUGGCUCAGCUCUGCAUAGCAGUUUGACACUGCAGUUUUUGGUAUUUAUGGGUAUUGAUUUGUUAAAGGUCAGUCUUUGUAAGAUCUAAUUGAGCUGCUGAUGGCCUAGAAUCACCUUAGCAGGAGGGAUGUUGUCAGCCUUCAGCUUUUUUACUGGUGUUUUAUCUCUCACUGAAGGGCAGUUCUUGACAUGCUAUUGCUACUUUCACAAGGGUGGGUAGGGAGACUGGAGGACAGGUUGUGGCACGUGCCUGUGUUCCUGCUGGCAAUCCCAAGCAACCUCUGCCUCUUCAGAAAAUGCUCCAGUGAUACUAGUGCAGCCAGGUGUUGCUGCUGUGGUGGAGCAAGAGCAACUGAAGACUUCAAACAAUCUGUAAUUAUUACCUGUGGCCAACAGUGUCCCUCUCUGGGCAGUCCUUUUAGAUUGCAGUCCUCCAAGAAAUAUGGAGCAGAUAGACCAGGACAGCUGUGUGAUGUAGUGUCCUGUCUGCUCUAACCACUGGAUAGAUCUUCCUGCCUUGUGUUGCUGAGAUUUUCCAGGUGGUCUCAUGGUCUCAGCUCUUGGGUCCCCUGCACUAGAGGCCAGUAGUCAGACCUCAUGUGGCCAAAUGGCUACCUGGUAGACACAAAUGUAGAACCCAGAGGGUUGAACUCUUAGGCAGAAUUGGAUCUCCUCCAAGCAAUUCUGCCUCAAAAAUGCUCUGAAGACUGCUGUAGCUCUCUCACAUUCCAUGUACAGGCUCUGUUGCACCUCCCCAGAUACCUGGGCUGUCCAUUUUGGGUCCUCUGGCAAGUGCAGGGUUCCCUUGCCUUGUAUUUUCUUACAGGAGCACCCAUGAGGGGGUCCUGCUCUGAAUAGCUAGAAGUUGUCUUAAAGUAACCUGAGAAGGCAACAGCCAAACCAGGAUUAAAACAUAACUUGGAGAUUAACUUCUGCUUGUUUUCAGAGUAGCAUUUGGGCCCUGAGGGUGACCUCCUGCAGUGGCUUUGCCCAGCUCUGAGCCAGGUGCUGGUCCAGAGUGUUGCACUUGAAGAAGACACCAGGAGGUGGCUUCUCAAGCAGCAGUGCAGGUGGCUGGUGGGGUCUGAAGGGCUUGUCUUGUGCCAUCUUACCUCUCCUUAGGGGGUGUUGGUGAGUGCUUUUAAAUGCAGUGGCUUAAUGGGAUGUGAUAAGAGCUUUGGCUGCUGGAAAGGUUCUCUGGGAUAAAUCCAGGCUAUGGCUGCUAAACGGAUUGAGUUCUUUGGGGAGAACUUGCAACAACUUUGAUACAGACAGGCUGGUUCCUACAUGAAAAGCUGUUAUUAUGUCCUUCCCUUAUCCCCUCCUGUGUGGUAGAAUUUCUGUCUGGCAGUUGAAAGGAGUUGCACUUUUCAGUUACUUGGGACAUCCAUUUCUUUAUUUCAAGAUUUUUCUCCUUUCUUUAAGAGCAAAACCAGAUUUUCUGAGGGGAGCAGAAGUCUUGUUGCCAGCUUUUGCAUGUCCUUAUCAGUUUCCUUGGCUUCACUCCUCAGAGGCUUUUGGUGAUCUUGUUGUGGAGGUCAGGUAGUAUUUAACUAGUGGUUUCUUGCUUCUGUGGCCAUGUAACAACUAGUCCACCCUUGAGAUGUUUCACCUCUGAUUUAUUCACCCCUAAUUGCUGCAGGAGCAGUGAGGUUGGCUGAAGCAGCAGUUCUUUGGGUCAGGGGGAGUUGGUCUGGGGUGCCUUGGGGACCCCUUUUUUUCAUAGGGGCCUGGAGAGGGGAUGUUAAAUAGCUCUUAAAACAUGUUCUUCACAGGCAGGACUGCUGCCAGGCAGGGGAAGGUGGACCCAUCCUCAACUGGGAGGAUAAACAGGGUACUGUGCUGGAUGUAGGGAGAGAUGAGCCUGCUCUGGGAGGAAGAGGUUUGCUCUGCUGUGCCUCACUGGAAUUCAGGCUUUGGGAAACUCUGUGGCUCUGCCAGCAAGGUAGGAGCAACAGGAUACUAGGGAUCAAGUCCUUGGUGGUUGGUGCUCACUCAGAACUGAGUCUGAGUUCUGUGAUGUAACCUGGAAUCGUUCACACGGGGGCAGUGAGGGGAACAACCCCAGAGGUUGCUGCGGGGCAGCCUGGGCUGCUGGGGAAGGCAGAGGCUGUUUUCCCUUCGCGUGUCAGUCACUUCAUUUCAGCAUUUCCGAGCCUCUUCUGAAACGCCCCUUUCCCUGAAAAGAGAGGAACACAACAACACUUUUUAUUUACCUUGGUCUGGAAGGAAUUCCCGGAGCCAGGGGCUGGAGAACACUUCACCCCUCUAACCCUCCUCCUUUUACGCUUCUUUUUAAACACUAUUUUUAUAAUGCUUCCUUGAACUCAACCGGCUGGCUGGGUGCGAACAGCGGGCGCUGGGAGCGGGGCUGUUGGGGGAAGAUCCGCCUCUUCCCCGCCCCUCCCGGUGCGGGGCUCCCGGGGGAGCGCAGCGCCUGCGGACACGGGGAUGGGCUGGGGCGGGGGGGGUGUCCAGCCAUGGGGACCCCGCUCUUUAUUUUUGUACCCCCCCGUUUCGCGCUGUUCUCACGUGUCCCAAUAAAAUGGUUCCUGCGC
Apus apus (common swift) is the source of this 5217-nucleotide messenger RNA. It is a transcript of the gene TBC1D13, whose product is annotated as TBC1 domain family member 13. The transcript is spliced from 12 exons. NCBI's taxonomy places the organism in Eukaryota, Metazoa, Chordata, Aves, Apodiformes, Apodidae. Gene Ontology annotation, molecular function: GTPase activator activity. The record is from RefSeq and is a predicted model, not a curated record. The coding region runs from base 78 to 1277 and encodes 399 amino acids. Gene Ontology annotation, biological process: activation of GTPase activity; intracellular protein transport.